UCUUGAACGGAGGGGAAUGCUCCUUUAAAUACAGCUCAUCUGUUCACUCAUUGGCUGGAUGUCACAUAUCCCACAAUCCACCGCAUUGUUACUUCCUUUUUCCUUUCGGCCAUUUUCCUCCCUUGUAGGGAAGUAGGCAGCCAUGGCCCCCAGCCGGAAUGGAAUGAUUCUGAACCCUCACUUUCACAAAGACUGGCAGAAGAGAGUGCGCACCUGGUUCAACCAGCCAGCCAGGAAAGAACGCCGGAGAAAGGCUCGUCAGGCCAAGGCCCGACGUAUAGCUCCUCGUCCUGUUGCUGGACCACUGAGGCCUCAAGUCAGGUGUCCCACAGUGAGGUAUCACACCAAGGUUCGUUUUGGACGUGGCUUCACUCUGGAGGAGCUCAAGGCGGCUGGUAUCCACAAAAAGACAGCCCGCACUAUUGGUAUCGCAGUCGACCACCGUCGCCGCAACCGCUCCACAGAAUCUCUUCAGGCCAAUGUGCAGCGCCUCAAGGAGUACCGCUCCAAACUCAUCUUGUUCCCCAGGAAGGCUUCUGCUCCUAAGAAGGGCGACAGCACUGAGGAGGAACUGAAGAUGGCCACUCAGCUCACUGGUCCACUUAUGCCCAUCAAAACUGUCUACAAAAAGGAGAAGGCCAGACUUAUCACCGAAGACGAGAAGAACUUCAAGGCUUUUGCCAGUCUGCGUAUGGCCCGCGCCAAUGCUCGUCUGUUUGGCAUUCGUGCCAAGAGAGCCAAAGAGGCUGCUGAGCAGGAUGUGGAAAAGAAGAAGUAAACACAUUAACUAUGGAACUUUGCAAAAUAAAGUGUUUAAAAAGAA
Messenger RNA from Betta splendens (Siamese fighting fish), 823 nucleotides. RefSeq names its product ribosomal protein L13 (gene rpl13). The coding region runs from base 143 to 778 and encodes 211 amino acids. NCBI's taxonomy places the organism in Eukaryota, Metazoa, Chordata, Actinopteri, Anabantiformes, Osphronemidae. Gene Ontology annotation, molecular function: structural constituent of ribosome; RNA binding. Gene Ontology annotation, cellular component: cytosolic large ribosomal subunit; ribosome. The record is from RefSeq and is a predicted model, not a curated record. Gene Ontology annotation, biological process: translation. The transcript has 6 exons.